CAACAAUACCAGAGUGGGUAAAAUUCUGCAAACAGUUGUUUGGAGGGUUUUCCAUCCUCCUGUGGAUAGGUGCUGUCCUGUGUUUCCUUGCUUAUGGUAUCCAGUUUGCAACUGAGGACGAGCCAGCCAAUGACAAUGGGGGGGGCUUUCCAUAGCAGAGAGAGGAGUCGUGACACGAGUGCCAAAAUCUGUCUGGGAGCCGGACCCGGAAGACAGAGCAAGAGAUACAGCAGCACCUAGUCUCCAGAUCCAUAUGAGAUCCCCAGUACCAGAUACAUGAGGCUCUGAAACCCGGCUCGCUUUGGCCAAGAGGAGAACAAGUCGCGAGCAGGGCAUUCACAAUGUGCACAGUCAGAUCUCUCGAGGGCUUCCCUGGCCUGCUCCAUCCCUAGACACUUCACACAGAAAGUGUGUCCAUCCUCCCUGUGAUGAAACGGGAGCAAGGCGUAACACACUUCCUGAAUUCUCUCACUUAUACUUUUCUCCCUUUUUUUUUUAAAGGGACAGAAAAGAUAAGAGAUUUUUCUUUUUUUUCAUUUGGAAAAGAUAGAGAGGAAAUGAAGAGUCUUUUUGCGAGUGUACACAAAUGACCGCCAUGCAGUCUCACUGAAGAUAAUAAGGCUGAUGGCGCAGUUCACAGUUAUAUUUGGGAGUAGUCCUGGCUGCUGUUGUCAUAGUCACUGGUUGCUUCUCCUAUUAUCAAGAGGCCAAGAGUUCACGCAUCAUGGACUCCUUCAAGAACAUGGUGCCACAGCAAGCUUUAGUGAUCCGUGAGGGUGAGAAGAAACAGAUUAUUGCAGAGGAGGUGGUUCUGGGAGAUCUGGUGGAAAUAAAGGGGGGUGAUCGCAUUCCGGCUGACCUACGGUUUAUCUCUUCCAGUGGCUGCAAGGUAGACAAUUCCUCUCUGACAGGAGAGUCUGAGCCUCAAACCCGUUCACCAGACUGCACUCAUGAAAACCCUCUCGAGUCCAGAAACAUUGGCUUCUUCUCCACUAACUGUGUGGAGGGCACGGCCCGUGGCAUUGUGAUUGCAACAGGAGAUCGUACAGUUAUGGGGCGAAUAGCGACUUUGGCUUCUGGUUUGGAGGUGGGCCAGACACCCAUCAACUUGGAAAUUGAGCAUUUCAUCCACAUCAUUACUGGCGUAGCUGUCUUUCUCGGUGUCUCGUUUUUUAUCCUCUCACUCAUCCUUGGCUACACAUGGCUCGAGGCUGUCAUCUUUCUUAUUGGCAUUAUUGUUGCCAAUGUGCCUGAAGGACUGUUAGCAACAGUCACGGUGUGUCUGACUCUGACAGCAAAGCGUAUGGCACAUAAGAAUUGUUUGGUGAAGAAUCUGGAGGCUGUAGAGACUUUGGGCUCGACCUCCACUAUUUGCUCAGAUAAGACUGGAACCCUGACCCAGAACCGCAUGACUGUGGCCCACAUGUGGUUCGACAACCAGAUCUAUGAGGCUGAUACUACAGAGGAUCAAUCAGGCAAUGGGGCCUUUGAUAAGAGCUCCCCCACCUGGACUGCUCUGUCACGUGUAGCAGCACUCUGCAACCGUGCUGUCUUCAAACCUGGACAAAAAGAUGUUCCUAUACUGAAGAUGGAGACAGCAGGUGAUGCAUCAGAGUCUGCUUUGCUAAAGUGUGUUGAGCUGUCCUGUGGGUCUGUAAAGGCAUUUAGAGAGAGAAACCCUAAAGUAGGAGAAAUUCCGUUCAACUCAACCAACAAGUUUCAGCUGUCUAUUCAUGAAAUUGAAGACAGUCCAACUGGGCAUCUCCUGGUGAUGAAAGGUGCUCCAGAGAGGAUUUUGGACAGGUGUAAUACUAUCAUGAUCAAUGGGCAAGAGGUUCCUUUGGAUAAUGACUGGAGAGAUACAUUCCAGGGAGCCUACAUGGACCUGGGGGGUCUCGGGGAGAGAGUGCUGGGCUUCUGCCACCUGUUCCUGUCACCCUCUCAUUUCCCAAGAGGUUUUGCAUUUGAUUGCGAUGACAUCAAUUUCCCCAUGGAGCAGAUGUGCUUUCUGGGUCUUGUGUCUAUGAUUGACCCCCCGAGAGCUGCCGUGCCUGACGCAGUGGGCAAAUGUCGCUCUGCUGGGAUCAAGGUGAUCAUGGUAACUGGAGACCAUCCAAUUACGGCUAAGGCAAUCGCUAAAGGUGUUGGCAUCAUCUCAGAAGGCAAUGAGACAGUGGAGGACAUCGCAGAGAGACUUAACAUCCCAUUAAGUCAAGUUAACCCACGAGAUGCUAAGGCAUGUGUAGUGCAUGGUGCUGAUCUGAAGGAAAUGAGUUCAGAGUAUUUGGAUGAUCUCCUGAGAAACCAUACUGAGAUCGUCUUUGCUCGUACUUCUCCACAACAGAAACUCAUCAUUGUAGAGGGCUGCCAGCGACAGGGUGCUAUAGUGGCAGUGACAGGUGAUGGAGUAAAUGACUCUCCUGCUCUAAAGAGGGCUGACAUCGGCAUUGCUAUGGGAAUAGCAGGAUCUGAUGUCUCCAAACAAGCAGCUGACAUGAUCUUGCUGGAUGACAACUUUGCAUCUAUUGUAACAGGUGUGGAGGAAGGUCGUUUGAUCUUUGAUAACCUGAAGAAGUCGAUAGCCUACACUCUUACCAGCAACAUCCCUGAGAUCUCUCCCUUUCUCCUCUUCAUCAUCGCUAGUGUUCCUCUGCCUCUGGGCACUGUCACCAUCCUCUGCAUUGACUUAGGAACUGACAUGGUUCCUGCCAUUUCUCUGGCUUAUGAGUCAGCAGAAAGUGACAUUAUGAAGCGUCAACCCAGAAACUCCAAAACUGACAAAUUGGUCAAUGAGAGACUCAUUAGUAUGGCAUAUGGGCAGAUUGGUAUGAUUCAGGCCCUGGCUGGGUUCUUUACCUACUUUGUGAUACUGGCGGAGAAUGGAUUUCUGCCUUAUAGACUUCUGGGAUUGCGAAUUGACUGGGAUGACCGCAAUGUCAAUGAUCUUGAGGACAGCUAUGGACAGCAAUGGACCUAUGAGCAGCGCAAGAUUGUAGAAUUCACUUGUCACACAUCCUUCUUUGUGAGCAUUGUGGUGGUGCAGUGGGCAGACCUCAUCAUCUGCAAAACACGCAGAAACUCCCUUUUUCAGCAGGGCAUGAAAAAUAAGAUUCUGAUCUUUGGCCUGUUUGCUGAGACAGCCCUUGCUGCCUUCCUGUCCUACUGCCCUGGAAUGGAUGUUGCUUUGCGCAUGUACCCACUCAAGGUCUACUGGUGGUUCUGUGCUCUUCCAUACAGCCUGCUCAUCUUUAUCUAUGAUGAAAUCCGCAAAUUAAUUCUGAGGAGGAGGCCAGGGGGUUGGGUGGAAAAAGAGACCUACUAUUAAUGGAUAUAAGCUGUAUCAAGGUGUAUAAUCCAAAUGUGGUGUUAUGGUUUGAACAAGGGUUUCUAAUUACAGUAAUGUGAUGUCCUGCUUUAAUGGAUUUACUCUUUCCCAACCUUAAAGUACCUCAUUAAAAUUAUCAGUGUGUUAUCAGGGUUGCAUAAAUUAUUCAAUGAUAUUGAUGUAAAAAAUUAUCUUGAAAUUUUGUGAAUCCUUUAGAAUUUUCUAUAUUUCUACAUAAAUAUGACUUAAAUCAUCAUAUUUUCACACAAUUCCUAAAUACAGAGAACCCAAUUAAACAAAUGAGAUAAAUAUAUACUUGGUCAUUUAUUUAUUGAGGAAAAUGAUCCAAUAUCUGUGAGUGGCAGAAUUAUGUGAACCUUUGCUCUUGGUAUCUGGUGUGACCACCUUUUGCAGUAAUAUCUGCAAUGAAAUGUUUCUGGUAAGUGUUGCUCAGUCCUGCACAUUGGCUUGGAGGAAUUUUGGCCCAUUCAGCUUCAACUCUGGGAUGUUCUUCUAUGGGAUGUUCUAGAACACUUCUAUGGUAAACUAUGGUACUGCUUCACAGAUGGUAUAAGGUAUUUAUGCUGGAAUCCAGUGUUUUCCUUUCUCAAAACAUAACACUUCUCAAAAAAAAAAAAAAAAAAAAAAAUCCUAUUAUUGGUCUCUUCCUUCCACAAACUAUUUUCCCAAUAAUCUUAUGGCUUGUCCAUGUGAGUGUUAGCAAACUGCAGAUGUGCAUCAAUGUUCUUUUUGGAGAGCAGAGGCUUUCUCCUUGCAACCCUGUGAUGCACACCAUUGUUGUUCAGUAUUCAACAAUGGUGGACACAAGAACAUUAACACAACUCUCCUGUGUGAGAGUCCUUUAGUGAUCUUUGUUGGUCGACCACAACUUGGGAGGGUAACGAUGGUCUUUAAUUUCCUCCAUUUGUACACAAUCUGCAUGACUGUGGAUUGGUGGAGUCUAAACUCUUUAGAUAUGGUUUUGUAAACUUUUCCAGCAUUAUGAACAUCAAUAACUCUUUUUCUGACGUCCUCAGACAUCUCAUUUGUUCGUGCCAUGAUACACUUCCAGAAGCAUCUGUUGUUAAGACUUUGAUAGAUCCCUGUUCUUUAAAUAAAACAGGGAGCUCACUCACAACUGAUUUCAAUUACUGGGAUGACAAACAUCUGACUCUAAUUUCACCUUAAAAUUAACUGCUAAUCAAAGUGGUUCACAUACUUUUGCCAUUCACCGAUAUGCAAUAUUGGAUCAUUUUCUUCAAUAAAUAAAUGAAGAAGAAUAAUAUUUUGUCUCAUUUGUUUAAUUUGGGUUCUCUUUAUCUACUUUUAGGAUUUCCGAUGAUGAUUUAGGUCAUUUAUGUAGAAAUAUAGAAAAUUCUAAAGGGUUCCCAAAUUUUCAAGUGCCACUGUAUUUAAAAAAAUUAAAUAUAAAUAAAAACCUUUUGACUAUUUUUAUUCAUCAGAAACUUUCAUUCAUUCAUUCAUCUUCAGUAACUGCUUACUGCUUGACCUGUCCUGGUCAGGGUUACAGAGGAUCUCUAGCCUAUCCUGAGAACACUGGGCUCAAGGCAAGAAUACACCCUGUAUAAGAUACCAGUCCAUCGUAGAGCACCAUGAGUCAUUGAUAAAUUAAGCCUAUGAGUGUAGAUCUAAAGAGAACUUUUUUGUUCAUUACGUUCUGAGAGUGAAUGCAUAUGCCCCAUUGUAAAAUGGUUUAAUGUCAGAAUUCUGUAAGUGAUUUUCUUUCUGAUAGUGGAUACACAAGAUGGCAUACAAAAAUUUAGCUAGUUAUCUAGUUGUGGUCAAUUAGUAUCAUUAGCUUGCAAUAUGUUAUAAGCUUUGAGGAUACUUUGUUUACAGUUCUGUCAUUAUACCUAAUACCUUAAACCAGGGAAAUCAUGCUACUGUUCACUAUAUAACAAUACUUGAAAAUCCCUGAUAUUUUGGGAUUGGGUGAUUGUCCCUUUGUUUACAUAGGUAUUGCAUUUCUGCAUUUUUGUGUCAUUUCAGUAUAAUAAACUCAGUUUAAUUGAGUUAAAUGUUAGGUUAGUCAGUGUUGAGCAUAAUGCUCUGAACACUAAGAUCCAGCAGUAAAAUGCUGGAGACAAUAAGUGUGAAAAUUUAAAUAAAACACAACCAUCAAGUAAGUCACUGUUGGUUUAUUACUCCCACCUUCCAAAUACUUGCCAACUAAGUCGUACCAUUUAGGCCAGUGGACAUGGCACCACUAAAGCCUCCUGAUUCCUCUGGAAAAUUGCCAGAGUUCUCCCUAACAAAUCCAACCCUCCUGAUUCCUCUGGAAAACUGCCAAAGUUCUCCCUAUUUCUUGUUUAAAUUCUCAAAUGUUUUUUUUUUCUUUUCAUUAUUGCAAACUGCUACUAAAGCUCAAAAACUAACAGCAAUUUGAUCAUGAGUGGUGCAUCUCUCUAUAUUCAAUGUCAAAUAUAUUAAAUUGGCAAUCUAUUUUGUCUUAGUAGGUGAGAACUGUUCCAUAGUGUAUUGUAUAUCCUGCUAUGGCCCUUGAAACCAAUGCCAUUUGAGAGUUUUGGAUGCUAAAAAAGUUAUGUGCAAUUUCCUAGGAAUAAAUGAAUAUGAAAUACAA
Messenger RNA from Ictalurus punctatus (channel catfish), 5927 nucleotides. RefSeq names its product ATPase Na+/K+ transporting subunit alpha 2a (gene atp1a2a). The transcript has 22 exons. The record is from RefSeq and is a predicted model, not a curated record. Gene Ontology annotation, cellular component: membrane. Bases 725 to 3325 code for a protein of 866 amino acids. Gene Ontology annotation, biological process: potassium ion import across plasma membrane; intracellular potassium ion homeostasis; intracellular sodium ion homeostasis. Gene Ontology annotation, molecular function: ATP binding; ATP hydrolysis activity; P-type sodium:potassium-exchanging transporter activity. NCBI's taxonomy places the organism in Eukaryota, Metazoa, Chordata, Actinopteri, Siluriformes, Ictaluridae.